AUGACGCCAAAUAUCGAUUCGGAUAAAUUUCCAAUAUCGGAAGCUGUUCAGCGAGAAUGUUUGAGUCCGAAAAUGCCUGAAGUUCCGACGCCGUCCGCAGAUUCAGGAAAUUUUAGGAGAAAAAGGCAACGCUUCAAAUCUCUUUCUGCUGAAAAUCAUCAGAAAUAUGUCGAAAAAUGGAACGAAUUAGACCAAGACAACGACGGGAAGAUCGAAAAAGAAUGCAUCGUUGAGGUUUUGGUAGAAAACCAACUUUCGGAUCAGCAAAAUCAGUCAGACAAGAAUCUGGACUCAACGCCGCGCAUAUGCCCUAUUCAAUUACAAAUUUUGGAAGAAAAAGCGUCUGAAAUCAUAGAAGAAGCGGACAUAAGCGGCGAUGGGAGUUUGACGAAGCAGGAGUUUAUUGGUUACAUGCACGAAAAUGACAAACGAGCGAGGAUUAUCUUCAACGAACUCGACAGUGAUAAUGAUGGUGUUUUGACGAUCACGGACAUCAUCAACCACGAGGAUUUGAAAGACCUGGAUCUCAGCGAGGCACAAGCAACGGCAUUUCUGAUCGAGUUACUGGACGAAGAUCUCAUUCAAUCGCACUGGAAAGAUGGCCAGUUAGAAAUCACAAGAGACGAGUUUCGAGACUGGCACAUAUCAGAACUUUUCAACACGAGAAGAACGAAUGAAAUCCUCAAAGCGGGUCUUGCAGAAAUGUUCUACGACAUUUCGCACAAACUCUCAACUGCGAAUAUCGAAUUCACGGCGUACAUCAGUCAGCAACGAAGCACAACAGAUGACAAUAGCGAGCUGUCAAUUUUGGAUCGCAUUCCGGUCGAGACUUUCCUCUUUGGCGGAAUAGCCGGAGCGAUUUCGCGCACCACCACGGCUCCUUUGGAUCGACUCAAAGUCUUCUUCCAAGUCCAUGAGCGAUCAACGAGAAAGGGCUACCUGAGUACACUCAGAUUCAUGUACUCCGAAGGCGGCCUAAAAUCACUGUGGCGAGGAAACUUCGUAAACGUCAUGAAGAUCUUCCCUGAGACAGGCCUCAAGUUCGGCAUUUUCGAAACGAUUAAAAACAACUUCUGCGGCGCAGAGCCAUCGAAAACACAACGAUUCUUUGCUGGCGCUACUGCUGGUGCAAUGGCGCAAACUUGUAUAUAUCCGAUCGAGGUGUUAAAAACGAGAAUGGUGUUGAGAUCGACGGGGCAGUUUAACGGAGUCUUCAAUUGUGCCAGGACGAUAGUUAGGGAAGAAGGAUUCAGAGCAUUUGGGCGAGGAUAUCUUCCCACCGUUUUCGGCAUAUUCCCCUACGCUGGUCUUGAACUUCUCUUUGCCGAGACUGCCAAGGGCUACCUGAUGAGCAAUCAUAAAUGGGCAAAUAAUUCUGAUGGGCAUCUUUACUGGUUCCUCCCUCCUCUCAUCGGCGGAUCAAGCUCAUUUGUCGCUGGAACGCUCGUUUAUCCUGUCAAUUUAAUACGAACAAAGAUGCAAGCCAUGCGGCCAAAAGAUUACGUGGAGCUGGGCUCGCCGCUUGAGCACCGCGCCCCGUAUAUCGGCCAAAUCGUCAAGGAAAUCCACACGGACUAUGGCUUCAGAGGGUUCUACCACGGAAUAGGCGCCAAUCUUACCAAAGCCGUUGCUGCUACCUCGAUUACGUUCGGCGUUUGGGAAUAUCUGAAAAUUAAGUUUGACUACAGAAGCAAAUAA
Messenger RNA from Oikopleura dioica, 1698 nucleotides. The record is from the annotation of a GenBank genome assembly. Lineage: Eukaryota; Metazoa; Chordata; Appendicularia; Copelata; Oikopleuridae.